AACACGAACGCGUAUGUUUAUUUGUUUAUCGACAUUACAGAAACAGUUUUAUGAGAACUAGAGCGAGUUCAGUAUGAGAGUAUAUAGCACAAUCAAAAAUAUAUUAUUGCCUUUUUUAUUUUUUUCCAUUGUUCUGUUCCUGUGCUGUCUAAGACAGUUCGAUUAUAAUUUUUUUCAGAAAAGUAAUCACCGCUUUUUGACUUUUGGAAAAGGUACCUAUACCAAAAUGAAUACAGUGCAAAAACAUUUAAAAGAGACCAAAAAACACCGAGAUACUAAAGACAAUUAUGAAGACCUGUUUAGUCAAAAUCUACUUAUGAGGCACAACAAAGAGUUAACCAACAGGAGUAUGAAGUCGUCGACAAAAAAUAAACAGAUGGCGAACUCCAACAAACUGCUGUAUAAUCGUGUACCAAAGAGUGGCAGUGAGACAAUGAACUUCCUACUAAAUAAGUUAUCUAAACUUAAUGAUUUUAAACACCACCAUUCCCAUGUUUUCGAUAAACGACGUCUUAGUGAAGAUGAACAGAGAGCAUUUGCCUGUGAAGUAAUAGAAAAGAAGCCACCAUUUGUUUACGAUCGUCACGUCUAUUUCACAGAUUUUACCAAAUUUACGUAUUCUAACCCUCUGUAUAUCAACAAUAUACGGGACCCUGUGGAAAAGAUUAUCUCUCGAUUUUACUACUGGCGAACAUCUAGUGUACACGUUUUCGAACAGCUAAGGUCGGCGACUAAAGUGAAUAUCAGUUCUUACUUGUUUUCAUACCUUUUUCACCCAUUGAAUUUUUUUCAAUGGGUGAAAAAGGAUUUUGAACAGUGUGUGCUUACACAUGAUCCAGAAUGUACCUUUAUAACCGGACAGCCUUACGACCUUGCCAUACCUUACUUCUGUGGUCAUGAAGAGGAGUGCACGCUUUUAAACAGCAAGACUGCUUUGGAACGAGCCAAAAAGAAUGUAUUGAAAUACUACACUGUAGUAGGAGUUUUAGAAGAAAUGAACAAAACGCUGAAAGUGUUGGAAACUUAUAUUCCCCAGUUUUUCACAGGUGUUUCUGCUUUAUACAACAUUAAACCAAAAGUAAAGAACAAGACAUCACGGAAGAAGAUGGUUUCCAAACAAGUAAAAGAUAUUUUGAAACAAAAUCUAACCAUGGAAUAUGAGUUUUACAAUUUCAUUCAUAAACGACUUAAUGAUCAAUUCAAUGCCGUUAAAAAUCGACGUUAAAAACUUAGUUGGAACUAAGAUGUAAAGAAAACUAUGGAAUCAUAAAGUGAUAGAACUAUGUAAAAAAAAACAUGUACUUUCUUAUUUUAUUUGUAAUAAAAUAA
Messenger RNA from Limulus polyphemus (Atlantic horseshoe crab), 1329 nucleotides. Its product is annotated as heparan sulfate 2-O-sulfotransferase pipe-like. Gene Ontology annotation, cellular component: membrane. NCBI's taxonomy places the organism in Eukaryota, Metazoa, Arthropoda, Merostomata, Xiphosura, Limulidae. The record is from RefSeq and is a predicted model, not a curated record. The transcript is spliced from 8 exons. The coding region runs from base 74 to 1225 and encodes 383 amino acids. Gene Ontology annotation, molecular function: sulfotransferase activity.